This is a messenger RNA of Ostrinia furnacalis (Asian corn borer), 3031 nucleotides long. Its product is annotated as glycerophosphocholine phosphodiesterase GPCPD1-like. Gene Ontology annotation, biological process: glycerophospholipid catabolic process. The transcript has 10 exons. Bases 209 to 2440 code for a protein of 743 amino acids. The record is from RefSeq and is a predicted model, not a curated record. NCBI's taxonomy places the organism in Eukaryota, Metazoa, Arthropoda, Insecta, Lepidoptera, Crambidae. Gene Ontology annotation, molecular function: starch binding; glycerophosphocholine phosphodiesterase activity.
AGUGAUUCUGAGUCUUGAUUGAGUUAUGAGUAUUUUUUUGCUUACACAAUACAACCAGCUGAUCCGGCGAGAUCUGUUGAGUCGUCUGAGUUUGUGAUAACGUUGUUAUUUUAGUUUGUUACGUUAAUGUUUAGGUCCAUGGUGAGCUACGACUACGUAUAAGUAACUAGAGGAUCGCAAGAAAGCAAAAAUUAAGGUGCAGAAAAAAAUGUCUGUAAAAGAGCCAGAACCAGUACAAGAAGUUACUUCACAGCAAUGGAUCUUCACAGUGUCAGUAUUAGAUGUAGGUCCCAAAGAGAAAGUGUGUAUUGCAGGCAGUACUCAAGAACUAGGUGAGUGGGACUACAACAGAGUAGUCAUAAUGGAUCAUGAGCAAGGCACAGACUUAUGGACGAAAACGGUUACAAUACCUAACACUUGUGACGUAUAUUAUCGAUAUGCAGUUUGUAUUCAGCUUGAGGACACAAAUGAUAUUACUAUACGUCGUUGGGAAACUAACAUACACCCCAGAGUUAUUAGUGAAAAUAUGUUGCAUCCUACAACUGAUAUUUUUGGUGAUUAUGAUGGCAGGCAUAAAGUUGGAUCUGGCUGGUUGACUGCUCAGACUCUGGUGCAGUUUAAAUUUGUCAACAAUCCUCUCAAGUUGAAGACUCGUCUGUCAGGCAGACUCAUGAACAUUAAAGUUACUCCAGUAAAAUUAUCCUUUGGGACUGAACCGCAGGUUGAAGACUCUUUAAGCACUGAUACAACAGAAGCAGAAAUGCCUACAGGUGUAUUCGUUGAUGUUUCUACACUAGAUAAUGAUCCUCUAGUAUGCAUUCCAAAACCUCAAGAACAAUUUGGAAGGGAGUACAAACCUAAUGAUGUAAUGCUGGUAAAUGUGGUAGCUCCUGAUCCUAAAGGUCUAGCUUACCUUAUAGACUUUUAUUCAUACAGUUCACGUGCUUCAUCAGAAGACCCACCAUGCCAUGUCGGUUAUACAUAUGUUCUCCCAAACAUGUUUAAGUUAUCAGAAGGCAGCUUAGAACUCCCUGUCACCUGCAAUGUAAAGCAUAGGCCCCUAGGGACAGUCAACUUUGAAUAUUUAAUAGUUCGCCCAAUGGCAGAAAAACUUUGUGACUUGCAAGUGUCUUAUACCAAACAUUGGGAUCCAUCCUGGACCGGAUUGGAAGUAGGGCAUCGUGGACUUGGGGCUAGUUUUAAAACUAAAGAAGGAAAUGCUAUUCGUGAAAACACAAUAGCUUCCCUAAAAAAGGCAGCUGCUAGUGGUGCAGACUUGCUAGAGUUUGAUGUUCAGCUGAGUAAAGAUUUGAUACCUGUUAUCUAUCAUGAUUAUUAUGUAUGUAUUUCAAUGAAAAGAAAAAAGGAAGUUGAAUUCACUGAAAUGCUAGAGUUGCCAGUGAAGGAUUUGACUUUGGAACACCUUCAAAAACUUAAGGUAUAUCAUCUUGUAGAAGGCCGAAAUCAUGAAAUACUAUUCUUUGAUGAAGAUUUAGAAGAGCACCAGCCGUUUCCCACACUGGAAGAUGCUCUAAAGAACAUAGAUUUACAUGUUGGUUUCAAUGUGGAACUAAAAUGGACCAUGGAGAUGGACGAUGGAACAUUUGAGUUGAAUAAUCCCUUCGAUAUGAAUACUUACGUAGAUAAGGUCUUAGAAGUCGUCUUAAAAAAUGCCAAGCAGCGCCGAAUAGUCUUCUCUUGCUUCAACCCUGAUAUUUGUACAAUGGUGCGAUUUAAACAAAACAAAUAUCCUGUAAUGUUUUUGACAGUUGGUAUAACAAAAAAAUAUCAACCGUAUCGCGAUCCCAGGUGUUUAUCAAUACCAGCCGCUGUCCAAAGUGCCGUUAGCUCCGACAUCUUAGGAAUAGUUGUACAUACAGAAGACCUACUCCGAGAUCCUACUCAGGUAAAACUAGCCACGGAUGCGGGUCUCGUGAUAUUUUGUUGGGGAGAUGACAAUAACGACAAGAAUACAAUCAAGAUGCUAAAGGAAAUGGGUUUACAUGCUGUGAUAUACGACAAAUUGGACCAGUAUACUACCAAAGAAGUUAAGGAAAGCAUAUUCCUUGUGGAAGCUCGAGAGUCGCAGCGCGAGCUGAUGCGGCUGGCUGCGCUGGACGACCUGCCGGCCACCGAGAGCUCGUCGUCGGUGCACACCGUCGUAGAGUCUGCCAAUCGGCCUUUCCUUGACCUCUCUGUUCGAAACAAAAUACAAGAGCGCUCCACGGUCACUUCCCUCGAGUCGCUCGCGUCGUCCAUCGAUCUCAGAGACGACCCAGCCGAUAAAAAUUUAAAACGAAACAGAGAUAACAAUGUCAUUACAAAUAUUGAAAAGGAGUCUCAAGUGAAAGAGCAACGAACUUCUUUUCGGGGUAUAUUUCCAGCAGGAGAUAUUUCAAAAGAGUGCCCUAAAAAGACACGUAGAAAUGAAAACGAGUAAAACUGGGUAUCUAUCCACAUACUUAGUACUAUAUACCGCAUAGUAUAGCUGAAUUAAAGAUAAUUUUUAAAAAGCGACAACCAAGUUAAAUAAUUCCUGCUGAUAUUUAAAUAUGUGAGCCACUGGAAAAAGAUCCUUACUAAACAAUUUUAUUGUAAUAAUAAAAAAUAUUUUAUGAUUAUGCUCUUACGAUAGCGAAACAAAGAAAUAUUUUAAGUAACUAAACUUCCAUGACAUAAUAUGAGUAGGUUAAUAAAUUAAUAUUGGUUUCGCUCAUCUCAUUAACAUUUGCCUCAUACAGGAUUCUUCUGACACGAUUGUUUUUUAGUUUACAAUGAAACUUUAUAUUUUGGAAGUAAUGGAUGGUGCCAUUUCAGUAUUUCAAUAAUAUAAAAAAUAAUUUAAUCGCUACUAAUGUCUGUAAACGACCUACUUAAUACCUGGAUUGCCGCAUAAUCUGCAGGAAUGACCGGUUGAGCCGCGCUAGUUAAUUAUUUUUUUUUGCUCAAUAAGUAGUUAUUCAUACUUGUGAUUAUCAUUUUCAUUCUAUUUAAUUUAGGGAAAAUUAAUUUAAAACAGGGUUAUCCAGCC